Molecule: messenger RNA, 819 nt
Organism: Zasmidium cellare ATCC 36951
Lineage: Eukaryota; Fungi; Ascomycota; Dothideomycetes; Mycosphaerellales; Mycosphaerellaceae
Exons: 2
Coding region: 1-819 (272 amino acids)
Source: RefSeq, a predicted model, not a curated record
AUGGCAGAUGGAUUCGCCGCCGUCGCCGCCAAACAUGGACACCCGCCUCCUCCAGCUCCCGACUACGCCUUUACUGAAUUCGUGACGAUAAAUUUCCUUCAACCGGUUCGCUUGGAGGACAAAACGACCGCGACGGGACAAGUUUGGGAGAAAACGAUCCAAACGUAUUUGAACACAGCUGGCACCAAGGUCCUGUGGUGGGGACAUGCAGUAGAUCAUCCUCAGACCGUCAAGUUGAUCAUUGACUGGAGUUCUUCAUCGCACCGAGAAGCGUUCCUCGCAUCACCGAGCAUGGGUUCUCUUCUGGCAUCAUGGCAAUCAGACACCGACUUCGGGCACUCUUCCAGCUCGCCGAAUCUAUUCGAGCUGUCACCCGAGACAUCCGUGCGACUGAACGUCUUCCGACCACCCCGAGCGUUCAGCGAAGAUUGUGUCACUAUUCUGCUCACGUUCUAUUUCUCAGAUUCCUUCGAUCCGAACGCCGUGCAGCCGGAUGACGAAGUGCAACCUCACCGUUCCAGGCGCGCAGUCUGGGAGAAUGCUUGGAGCGUCUUUGCACACUCAGCACUACGGAGCGAAGGUGGCGUCAUCUCUAGCCGUGGAGAAGGGGCAUGGUCCGUACGGGAAGGACCAGGAAGCAAGUGCUCCUGGAUGGGAGCGUUCAGGUUCAUGAAUGCAGACUUGGCCCGGAAGUUCCUCGCCCUCGCUGACGAAGAAGUUCAAGGCUCUCAGCGAGGCGGAUGGGGUCGUUUGAAGAGCCUUGCAGACGCUGGAGUUGAAGUUGAAUUAUUGAGCAUGGUUCAUGCAACGGAGAAAUAG